AUGGUUAGGUCAUUUGAGCCCUGGUUUGAGCAUCUUCUCCGCAACAAAGCUAUUCGCACCUUUCUGCAAAAUUAUGCCGAACAGGACUGGCAGGAGGUCUCCAAGCUUACGUUGCUCUAUGGGGUUUUGCAGCUUGGCUGUCUUGAUGGAAAGGCAAUCAUCCCGCUCGAGGAAUUACGGGGCCUAGUCGCAAAUGGAGCGAAGGCGGUUACUGUCAAGAGGGCUAUCCCUGGCAUCAAUGCAGCAGACGCGCCAGCGCCUUCUUCAAGUCAGGGCAUUGAUCAGCAGAGAGCCGAUUUAGCUGCGGCAAACGUUGCCCUGCGGCACGCCGAGAAAUGGCUCCAGUACAAAGGCCAAGGUCUGGCUAUCGACCCCCAGGACAUGCCCGCCAAGCUCCUGGACCGCGCCGCUGCAGCCGGAUUGGCGCAGCGGGGCCUGAGUCCUAGCGGGCGGCCUGCCUCGGAGUGGCGCACUGGGGACAUCGGGCACACCUACUCCCCCCCGGGCAAGAAGCGCAGCCCGAUGCUGCCAGGCGACGGGCGGCAUGGUCCCGAAUAUCCCUCCUGGUGGGGUGAUGGAGAGGAGUGGCGCAGCAGCAGUAACGGAAGUGGCAGCGGUGGCGGAGGUGCGCGCUCCCGGUCUGCUCCGCGCCCCGACCGGCGGCCCCCACGUCUGGCCUACUCGGUGCAACCGGACCCGCAGGCGUUCCUAGGGCAGCCCAUUUGGAAAAACGACCUGGUGACAUCUCGCUACGUGGACGUGCCCAGCAGCGGAUACGGCCACGCUGCGUCUCCGACACGCGCGCAGCAACUGCCGCCGCCGCCACAGCAGCAGCAGCAGCAGCAGUACAUGCCGCCACCGCCAUUCGCGACGCCGCCCCUCCACGGCGGCCCCGCACCAGAGCCGUACCCGAUCGGCAGCGGGCCGACGGCACACCCUGGCGUGCUGGGGCCUUUCCAGGCGCCGUACGGGGUCGCUGACCCAUACGGCAACGGUAGUACAGGGCCGCAGCUGUACGUGGUACAGCCUACCGGGCCUAUCGCCGCCCCGGCAAGUGCGUCUGGAGCAGCGGCGGUAGCGUCCCCAUGGGGCUCCCCACCGCCGCCGCCGCAGCCCCACACGAAGCAGCAGCAGGCGGCUUCUCAGAGGCCGCAAUUAAAGCAUCAACAGCAACCCGGCAACGAUGCCAGCCGGCCUGCUUGGAAGCCCAUCCGCACCGCCAAGGUCACUUCACGCAUCCGGGAGCAAGUCCAAGCGGACAGGGCGGCAGCGCGAGCCCGCCGAGAGGCUAGGCAGCGCGCUGCCGAGGCCGCGGUGGCUUUCCCGCGGCCCCGGGGGACCCCGCAACAGCACCAGCAGCAGGAGAACUCCGCCUCCUCCUGGUCGCACGGCGCCUCCCCGAAGUCCCCCUCCCGGCCCUCGGAGAUAGCCGACAGCCUGGAGUCAAACCCCUUCACUGCCUGGUUCAUCACGCCACCUCAGCAACAACAGCGCCCACAGCAGCAGCUCCACAACCACCACCACCAACAACAACAACAGCAGGAGCCAAAUUCUCCGUCGCACGCGUCGCAGCAAGACCCGAUGUCACAGCGCCCAGCGACACCCAGACAGCAGCAGCAGCAACAGCAGCAACAACAACAGCAGCCUCACCAGCAGCAGCAACAGCAGCAGCAGCAACAGCAGCAGCCGUGGGCGGAGCCGCAACCGGCGCCAGGUCCUUACCAGCGGGGCUCAGAGCAGUCCGCGCCACCAGCCGCCGCCUCGCCCCGAGGUAGGGAGGGAGCAGCAGCGUCAGCUCGGAACUCCUGGCCGGCGAUGCCGCACCACGGACCGCCACCGCCACCAGCGGCGGCACACCCGCCAGCGGACGCGUCGCUGCUCACCUUGUAUCCGCGCGUCCCCAACGCAGCCACCGAGCUCGCUGCGGUGCAGGGCCAGGCUCAGGCGCCGCGCAGCGGCGGCCCUUACCCUGUCGUCAGCCCUGCGGGGCUGACGUCCACGGUACCGCAGCAGCCGCACGACCCGUACAGCGGCCGUCAGUACGGAGAUGAAGGAUUGUUCCAAACGCGGCGUGUGGCGUGGGCGGACAGCCAGCAAGCGCAGCCUCCGAACGCCCCGGCCUGGCUUUCGGGGCCCACCGUAUGGGAGGGACGCUGGCCACACUUUUCCGCGUCAACAUACCAGCUACCCCAGCACCACCAACAGCAGUUGACGCAGCCAGCAUCGGGGCAGCACUGGCUGGCGCAGCCAUCCGGAUGGGCGACUGGAUCACCCACUGGCAGUACCACAGUUGCAGGAACAUUGGGCAGCAGCUGGGGCGGCCGGACAGGGUGGCUGGGAAUGAGUCCAAGCUCGGGGCCGAGGGGGCCGGCGGGCCCGAUGCCGGUCGCAUCAUCGCAGCAGCCACGCCCCAGCCCGCGAGCCGAGGCGCUCAAGGCGGUGCGACCCGAGGUGGUGAAGUGGUCCAAAUCCUGGGUGGGAGACUUCGGACAUCUGGACGGCAAGAGGUUCCCUCCACCCGAGCCAACAAAGGAAGACGCCUUGCGGCGGUCCGCAGGGGGCAGUCAUUGCGUCGGCGGCGGCAGCGGCAAUGGCGUGGGCAGCGGCGGAGUCAGCGGCGGCAGCGGCAUUGGUGGCAGCAGUGGCGCUGGCGGCAGCAGUGACAAUAGCCACUUGAGCGGCGGCGCCGGCGGUAGAGGCGGCAGCGGCAACGGCGGUGUUGCUCUUCCGGAUCAUCCACAGCGGCCGCCAACUCCAGAGCAUUUACAGGGCUUGGCGCCAGCUUUCGCCGCAGCGGAUGCCCUGCUGGCGGCGUUCCGGGACGGUCGCGUCGGCACAGGGCUGCACGGCAGUGACGGCGGCGGUGGCGCGGUACAAUCUUCCCGCAGGGACUAUUCUGAGGGUGGUCUGGCGGCGGCGGCGCCGUCGUCAACGUUACCGAGUGACGGGGGAAUCGAGCUGGGACCCCGUUACCUUAGUAAAGCUUCUGGACUGAGCAGAUCAGGUAGCGAGCUUGGGGCCGGUGCGGGGCGCGAGGCAGCUACGUCCGCGGGGCAGGAGCAGGCGUGGAGCCGUGUUAUGGGACAGGUUUCCCAACUAGGGAGCAACGCGCCAGGGGUUGGUGUUGGCAGCAGCAUGUGGUGGAGUGCGAACGAGGACGAUGGGACAGGGCAGCACCAGCAGCAAAAGACAGGGCCGGCGGUUUCUUUGAACACUGGGGGAGUGAAGUGGGACUUUGACAAGAUUGUUGGCAGUCCCAGGGGGUUGACCGAACUGUAA
Molecule: messenger RNA, 3279 nt
Organism: Volvox carteri f. nagariensis
Lineage: Eukaryota; Viridiplantae; Chlorophyta; Chlorophyceae; Chlamydomonadales; Volvocaceae
Exons: 10
Coding region: 1-3279 (1092 amino acids)
Source: RefSeq, a predicted model, not a curated record